Drosophila grimshawi is the source of this 1081-nucleotide messenger RNA. It is a transcript of the gene Gtpx, whose product is annotated as probable phospholipid hydroperoxide glutathione peroxidase. The record is from RefSeq and is a predicted model, not a curated record. The coding region runs from base 141 to 878 and encodes 245 amino acids. The transcript has 4 exons. Gene Ontology annotation, biological process: response to oxidative stress. Lineage: Eukaryota; Metazoa; Arthropoda; Insecta; Diptera; Drosophilidae. Gene Ontology annotation, molecular function: glutathione peroxidase activity.
UGACAUAAAUUGCUAUCGAAUUGUGCCCACUGGCACCGCCACUAUUUAUUUGUUUCCGAGCAGUGCCGGCAUCAGUUUUUCCUUGAGCUUUCACACAUAAAUAUUACGAAAUAAGGGUUGGUCGCAAAUUGCUAUUAAAUAUGAAUAUCAGGCUUAUUCAAAGCAUUGGUCAACAAGCAAUCAGGUGCGUCAGGCUCUCAACACUAACAACGCGUAACUUUGGAGCAAUUGCUGGGAAUCAGUUGAGCCAGUUGAGUCCUCGCUAUUGCGUUGUGCUUUUGCCAUUUGUCGGCGUUGCCAGCAGUGUUAAUUGCAGUGCAGCGGAAACAGCAACGAAGAAACAACAAUACUCAACAGCAGCUGCCCUCGACAUGUCUAACGGGGAUUACAAGAACGCUGCGUCCAUUUACGAGUUUAACGUCAAGGACACUCAUGGCAACGAUGUCUCUCUGGAGAAGUAUAAGGGUCAAGUCGUCUUGGUCGUGAACAUCGCCUCCAAGUGUGGCUUAACCAAGAAUAACUAUCAGAAAUUGACCGAUCUGAAGGAGAAGUAUGGUGAACGUGGAUUAACUAUUUUAAAUUUCCCAUGCAAUCAAUUUGGCUCUCAAAUGCCAGAGGCUGAUGGUGAGGCAAUGGUUUGCCAUCUGCGCGACUCUAAGGCGGACAUUGGUGAGGUCUUUGCUAAGGUUGAUGUGAAUGGCGAUAAUGCUGCUCCUAUCUACAAAUACCUGAAGGCCAAACAGACCGGCACAUUGGGCAGCGGCAUCAAGUGGAAUUUCACCAAGUUUCUGGUGAACAAGGAGGGCAUCCCAAUCAAUCGUUAUGCACCCACCACCGAUCCCAUGGACAUUGCCAAAGAUAUUGAAAAAUUAUUGUAGAUUUCGACAUGUUUAGUAUAUAAGCAUUAUUUAGCUCAUUUUUAAAGCUUAUGUCGGUCGCACCAUAAUUGUUGACUUUUUUUUUGGCAUACAGCUUAUUUGUUUAGCUCUGGGCACAUGUAGUGCAUGUUUUUUAAAAUUGUAUUUGAAAUAUGGUUUAUAUUCCCUAACACGCUUUUUAAUAAACGCAAUUUAAUGAAUUA